UUGUCGCCGCCCAAAUUGCACCGCUGCUGAAGUUGGCGUCGGUGAGGAUGCAAGGGCGCCGUGCGUCUUGCCGAAAUUAUUCGGGGCUCGCUGCACAAUCGAUUUUUCCCGCCCGAUGCGGAAAAUUCUUCGGGGCGGGGCGGGUGUAGCGGCGAGGAGGGGGUUGAGCGAGGGGGGCAUAGCGCCAGGGGGGCAGGCGGAGUGCAGCGGGGCGGUGCAACGCGCGCCGCCGUCCCGGCCGUCGGGCAGACAGUAGGACGGCGACGCCACUGUGAGUCGGUGACCACGGCGCGAAGAGCGCGCUCGCCGCACUGUGACAUGUAGCGCGGCCGCCGCGCCGCAGCCCCGCGACUCCACCGCCGGUGGCGGCGCGCCGAUGCGCCUGCCGUCCGGCCCGACGCCCGCGCCGCGAAACGUUCGCACAUAAUACGCAUCUCAACCUCACAACCAGUGUCACUUUUACUGUUACACCUGAAGCGAGCCCUUCAGCCCGUCUGAAUUGACGACCGUCGUCGGAUGGAACCCGGAGUGCGCCGAUUCGCAUCAAGCGGCGGGAGCUAGCUCAGACAUGGGAAGUGAGCACUAUUGCCUAAGGUGGAACAAUCAUCAGAGCAACCUGCUGGGAGUAUUCAGCCAGUUGCUGCACGACGAGAGUUUGGUGGACGUCACUCUUGCCUGCUCUGAAGGUGCCUCGAUAAGGGCUCAUAAGGUUGUACUGUCUGCGUGCUCAUCGUAUUUCCGUUCGCUAUUCGUGGACCAUCCAUCGCGUCAUCCCAUAGUUAUACUUAAGGACGUCGGUUUAGAGGAGCUGAGGACGCUCGUCGACUUCAUGUACAAGGGCGAAGUCAACGUCCAGUACUGUCAACUUCCUGCUCUCCUCAAAACUGCUGAAAGUCUACAAGUAAAAGGAUUAGCUGAAAUGACGACAUUAAGCGCUGCUGGAAUUGAGGCUAGAAACGUCUCGGAACCAAUGGAAGAGUGCCAAUCACAAGACACCAAAGAGUGUUUAGAACCCCACGAAAGGGUAGAUAGUAGAGAUAGUCGGGAGAAAGAAGAAAGGCGUGAAAGGGAAUCGAGAGAAUCCCGGGAGAGGGAGUCCAAAGAUAAUCGCGAAGCAAGAGAUGGUCAUCCUCGAGACGUACGCGAGUCAAGAGAUUCACGAGAACACAGGGACAGAGAAUCCCGUGAUUUGAGAGAUAUAAGGGAAACUAGAGAACCUAGAGAUUUAAGAGAAUCUCGGGAUCAUAGAGAGUUAAGAGAUACUAGGGAUGUUCGAGAGCCGCGGGACUUUCGAGAAGUUCCACGGGAUCUGCGUGAUAAUCGAGACGCACGAGAUUUAAGGGAGGCGCCCGAAGCCUCACCCCCAAGAAUAUCCCCACUGCUUUCUGUGCGACGAUUUAGAUCAGAAGUCUCAGGUGAAACACCAACGUUAACGCAUCCUCCUAUUCCGAAAGAUGAGCCGCCUGACGAUCCAAUGCGAUCUUCGUCACCUGAAGACGAUGCUGUAUCCUUAAGAUCAAAUGGAGCUCAAAAUGAUAACAUUGGUUUAAACAUGACUAUAAACAGUCACAGCGGUGCUGUUCUAGGAUCGAGCUACUCUCCAGUGGAGCAGAGACUAAGCGUGCUCAAUGCUAUACCACAUCCAGGUCUGCCACAUCCAUCUCACCCCUCACUACCCAGUCCCAGAAGCGAACCCAUUGCUGGCCCUUCUGGACUGCCACCUGUCCAACAAGUACCCCUUUCACUGAAGAAAGAAGUGGAUUGGGAUAGGAGUAAUGAAGAAAAAGGAGGUGAGACUUCAACAGAGUAUCGGAUGCAACAUGAAUCGAUGUGUCUGGAUAUGUCGUGCGGGUCGCCGAGUAUCCCUAGUCCCAUACCGGCCCGCAGUCCUACAGCGUUACCGUUGUGGUCCCCCUUAUUGGCAUUACAAGCGUGCCGAAUACGUCGAUACCUCAGCGACGAUUGCAUGGCCUAUCAAAAUCGACAUCUACUUCACUCCGAGAGGCGUCGCUGUGGUGUCUGCCUUGCCUCUUUCCCUUCUGCCUGGCUCCUAGAGCGCCACGCUGCCCUCCAGCACGCUACACAAGCCUCGUGCGAUGAUAAACCAUUCGUUUGCGAACAGUGUGGUCAGAGUUAUAGGUAUAGGUCUGCUUAUGUUAAACAUAAAGAACAAAACCACCGAGCGAGACUCCCUGCCGACAAGCUUUUCACUUGCGAUGUUUGCGGCAUGCAAUUUCGAUAUCUCAAGUCUUUCAAGAAACAUCGUCUGAAUCAUACCUUAGAAAGGUUGCAUACAAAAAAUACAGAUCCACCGGAGGGUAUUGAUCAAGUUUCAAGUACGAACGAAGCUUUAAUAGGUCAAUGCGGAGAAAUGGAUCUCUCAAUUAAAAAGAAGAAUAGGAUAGAAGAAGCAAAUACUCCACCAAUAGAAGUGAUUCGUGACGCAGAACAAGAUAGUACAGUAGACUCCAAUGGGGCUUCUGAUUCGAUAGUAACCGUCGAUGACUCUAUCGAAGGCAGAAACUCUGAAAGUGACAGCAAGCGAGAUGAUGAUACGUUAGGAAAACGACGGCGUAUUCCUGUUUCAUUCGCCAGUGUCAGUUCAAUCGCGGAUAGCUCAGAAAGCGAAUCGCGGGGCGAUAGCAGUAAAAAUGAGAGCUCAAGUUCGCACUCUGGAAUCCUCGGUUUUAUGCAGAACGACGAAAGACAAAGAGAUCGGGAGAGAAGAUUUGCGUGUCCGUUCUGCGGGAAAUGUGUAAGGUCAAAGGAGAAUUUGAAAUUACACGUCCGUAAACAUACGGGGGAGCGGCCGUUCGUAUGUUUGUUCUGCGGGAGGGCUUUUGGGGGCAAGAGUGACUUGACCCGUCACCUGCGUAUCCACACGGGGGAGCGGCCAUACCACUGUGAGGCAUGCGGUAAGUGCUUUGCGCGGGCGGACUACCUCUCCAAACACCUCACUACCCACGUACACAAUACCCGCUGAUCGAGGCCCGCGCCGUCCAUUAUCCGAUCUUGGCAUACCUUCAAAGUAAAUAACCCAGUCAUAUUAUAACAAUAGAAUGGGAAUAUUUUUUAAAAAUAUUUUUAAACUUUACAUAAAUAAAAUAAGCAGGUAUUCAAGAUUACAGGCCUAUUUUUGUUUUUGGAGUGGUUUUAACUAUACUUGAUAUAUAAUUUUAUAACUGAUUACAAAAGCAAUCCAGACAGUAACAAAGUAGUGAAAUAUUAUUAAUUUUCAUUUACAACGCUUUGUUUGCAAAUGAAUAUUAUUAAAGUAUGAUCGUUAAUCUUCCCUAUUGCAUAUCUUACACACUUUACGUUGCUUACAUGUUAGUUAAGUCUACCUACUGAUUGCAUUUUGAUUUUAAUAUUCGGACCUUAUAUUUUGUGACUGAUUAUUUUGAUCAUUUUAUUUCGUACAUUUUGAGCAAAACAAUUUCAAAAAGUAUAUACUUUUCGAUAUAAACAAUUACUGAAUGACCUAUUUUUUUCUAAUGCUUUAUAUUCAAUUCUUUUGCCAUAUUUUGUACGCCGAUCUAAUUUAAGAUUUAAAAAAACUCAUUCCAUUGAAAGGUUACUAGAAAAUUGGUAGUCGAGACGAUAGGUAAGUAGGAGAAUGCAAAAAAGCUGUGAUUCGUAUGAUUAAGACCAGUCAAACAUGUUUUAGAACAUCGAAAAAAUGUUUUAUGUAAUUUAAUCUAAUAUUAAUGUUUACAUAUAAAUAAUUAUAGAUUUAAGAAAUCUCUCUGUGCCAAAACAUGUACCUCAUAAAAGAUAAACACUGAUGUAGAUAAUUGAGGAUUGUUUUAGAUUUUUGUUAAUGACUCAUAAGCUGAAGACGCAGACCGGGCAGGUCGGGACGGAGGCGCGAUGCCACUGUCCUGACUUAAAGCCAUCAUGUGCCUUCACUAUGUUUCCGAAGUUCAUUAUUAACUUUUAAAACGCUCUAUUACUUGUUUUACAAACUACAACCUAGCUGCUCUUUUUAUAAGAUACCGUUUUAGUAAAAAAUACUCGCCCGCAAUCAUCUAAUAGAUAUCUACUUAGUACAAUAAUACAUGGCCAUUUUAUCUUUUUAAGACGAAUAUUAACUGCCGAUAUUGUGAUAUAUACUUCAUAUACAUAUUUAUUUAAAAAUAUCCGAUAAAUUAAUGACAGUUUUAAUUGUUAUUUUUGUUUAUUAUACAAAGUGAAAUAGAAAUGUUUAGAAUCCUAUUAAGAGUGUACUAUCAGAAUAUUUUUCCCAAAAAAAACAAAAUUUAAAUUCUUCACAUUAACUUAAUAUGAGUAUAUACCUGGAUCCUAACGUGAGAGAGGCUGAAAAUUAUUUGACUUUUCCACUAAUGUUUGUUUGGUAAAAAUGGGUAUGGUAAUAUACUCCAAUAAUCGGAUGCUAAGGAUGUAUUUCACCUAUUACUGUGGUAAUAAUGCUGCUGUGGUCUUAAUGAUAGUAUUGCAGGAUAAAACUGGCGGUAGAAUGUUCAGCAUAACUGUAAGCUAGGUAGCGCCAUCUAUAAUUUCUGCAAUUAAAAAAGAAUAUUAAAAGUAAAUGCAUAACUAAUUAUGAAUAAAAGUGCAUGAAAUUAUACUUUAAAAGUAUUUAUUAUUUUUAUCUAUUUUAUUUAUUUGCAUAUUUCUGUAAUUUGACGUAUGUCUGCUAAUGCUAGUAAAAAUGGUCAUUGUAUAUGUUUAUGGAUGAAUAAGAUUAGCUAUUGCUAGUAUUGAUAUUUAAUAAAAAGUAAUAAAUACGUUUUAGGGGUAUUCCUCACUGUUACCUAAUACAAAUUAGUGGUGCUGCCUAACUUUUACCCCGCCUAAAGUCAUUUCAACAUUCUUUGUUUUUAAUCGUGUCUUUAUCAAACGUAAGUACAUAUAUUUUUGAUAUAGAAGGUAAUAGCGGUUAAGUACUUUGUAAGCGUAAUCUUUGUUGAUGCAAUAAUUUAGAUUACGAUAGCCAUAAUGAAGUCCGUUUGACGCCGAACUUUGACUUGCCUAAUUUAAAAAGUCUAAUGCCUAAUUCAAUGUAAUAUUCUAAGAAAUAAUUUUAUUAUAACUAAGCAAUCGCGAUUUUUUGUAAUCCUGUAAACUGAUAAUUCAAAAAUAAUUGUUGUUCACAAAUUAGCUUUAAUUUGACACAUAUUUUACGAAACUUGUCUGAAACAAAUAUUACAAAGUGACUUAGCUACGCCACGGCAACUUUGCAUAAGAUCAUGACAUUUUAAUUAGAAAUUAAACUGAAGCUAUCUAUACUUAGUAGUUGCUUGUAUAGUCAAAGUCACGUUAUAACAUGAAGGCUAAUUUGCAGAUUAGUUUUGUGAAAUAGGACGGUACCAUCUCUGCAAAAUAUAAAUAGGGACCAGAAUUAACUUUUUUUAUAAUCUACCAUAGUUCUAAGUAAUUUGUUUCUGUAUCGACAAUAGAAGAAGAUCUGUUAAUUUUAGUAAGAACAGCAGUUAUUUUAUGAAAAUCGUAGCGUACACAAAUAAAAAGUAUAUUUUAUUUUAUAAUCUACAAAUAUUCAAACGGACUUAAACUCUUGUCAAUUAAGUACAUAGGAUAAGUGGAUAUAAAUUAUUAUUAUAUAUUUUAAACUUGAUUGAUUUAGCGGGCCAGUAUUUCUAUUACUAAAUUUUACAAUAGCGUUAAUAAUAAUAGUUAACAAAGUAACUCAAUUUAUACAUUUUACAGUUUUAAAUAGUCAAUGCAACGAAAUAACCAGGUACAGGUAGUUUAUUGAACGAAGAUAUUUAUAGACUAAUUCUUUUAGUUAUAUUAUUAUUGUAGUUUGCUAUGUCGGUUUCGAACAAAUCUUUCAUAAUACAACAUUUUUUUCUGAUGUUAUCAACAAGAUACAGUUGAAAAAUGAAUCGUAUGAUAUUUAUAAUAAAUAUAAUUAUAACAUUGCCAGAGGGAUAUAUUAAGUAAUUUUAGGUAGUCGAAAACUUUUAGUAUAAACGAGAAGCAAUACUCUGAAUUAUUAUUUUUACUACUGAAAUACUCUAAUUAUAAUGCAGGGUCAACUGGAAACUUGAUGUUGAAACUUGUCAAAUAGUAAUUGGUGACCACAGAGUUUAUCCUAUUGAUUCAUAUACAAUGGAGAUAAUAAUAAUCAAGGAACUUUAAUAAAUUUCAAUAUGAAUAUUCGAGUCAACCCUGUACCUACAAAUUUAUACCACGAUACCAUCGAAAUAAACAUCGUAAUAACACAUAAAAAUUGUGUAUAUUGUAGAUAUUUUGCCAUUACAUCAAAUUUAUAUAACAUAAAAUAUUAUUCAAAAUCGAUGUUGACUGUUUUUUAUAAUUAUAUCAGCGGUAGUUACUUGAUGUUGUGGUGUAAUUUAGUGUCUUAUAGAUUUAAGGUCAUAAACCACUCAAAGUACUUACGUCAAACGUAAGUAGUCUUCAGUAUAAAUAUUCGCUCGAUUACCAAAAUGUGACACCAUUUAAAAAUAUAUGUAUACAGUAUGAAAAGUUCGCAGUACGCAAGAUUGAUAUACUAAGAUGCAAAAUCGAUAACUUUGAGUGGUUCAUUAUUUUGAAUUCUCGUAGCGUUAAAAAUUGGUGUGGUAUUCUUUAUAUCUGUUCAUGUAAUAUACAUAACUAUAAUUAUAGAUAAUUUUAAUCAGAUUAUAAAAAUAUACCUACUGAGCACGGCGAUGGUUUGUAAAUAUGCGAGUGCUAACCAGGUCAAAUGUGAUAAAUUAGGAUAAAAUGGUAUUCUAGAUUUGUUUACGAUUGUAAAGAAUUUCCAUUUAUCACUUUUAUUUGUAACAAAUUUUCAUGUUGUGUUGUUGCGGGUGCAGAUAAUGUAUAAUUUUCUUAUAAGACACGUUGUUUUACCGUCGACUGUGAGCUUAACGGGCAUUAUUUAUUAUACACUUGUUUUACUUUAUAUUUCGGAGGACUUCCGAGCUCUGGUGUGAGAGAAAAUUUGUGCGUGCCAGAUGGAGGCGAGUCGCUGCGGAUGGUUAUGUAUUGUACGACGCACAAGUAACAUGUUUAUAUCUCCGUCCAAUUAUAAUAUUGUGUGUCUUAUUUCAAAUUGAUUUGAACUGAUAUGUCUGGUAAUGAAAAACAAAAAAUAAUAAAAAAAAAAUCAAACGAACUAGUACUGAUUUAGUAAUAAAUUUUUAUCGGUUCUCUAAUUUAUGUUAAAAUAACCGCUCUAUUACAUAUUAUUAAUUGAGUAAGAUAGGUUGGGAGAAAAAGUAAUAGGAUGGUAAAGCAAUUCUUAUAAAUUAUUCAAAAUAUUUAAUUAUGGCACCUAAUUUAUAAGACGAUCUCUUUCACAAAUUACAAAGUAACCUAUCAAAUGAAUAUUAAAAUUUUCUAUGGUUGCCUAAAUACCAUCUAUUUCGAAUAAUAAGAAAUUUAUUUAUAUUUACCGUAUGGCCGUUUUAUUGAAUUUAUUUGAAACAAUAUAUUUUCUAGUAUUUUUGGUAAAAUUAUUGGGAAGCCGCGGCGGAGGCUUAUUAUGGACAUUCUUUUCGCUAUGAUUAUUUACUGACGCUAGGACAAUGUUUGUAGUUGUAAUAUUCUAUGGUGAUUGCAACGAAUGUGAUAUUACUUUAAGUUGGAACAAUGACGAAGGUCUGAUAGUACGAAGUCUCUCCACACCCAAGCCAACGACGUUUGAACGUAGAUAGACUGAUUUUCGGGUAGAAGUAAAGUAGGCCAGAAGUAUCGCAGUCAUAUAAUAAAUAAUAUUUUAUAAAUAGUGGUUGUUUUAAAAAUGUUUUAAGCCAAAACACAGAUUUCAAUAGUUAAAUACAUAAAACAAUAAGAGAGUUUAUUUAAUUUUUAAACUUAACUUAUACAGAAUGUUUUAUACUUAUAUCAACCUCAAAUUAUUUUUCAGAUGUAUUGAUUUUUAUACAUCUCCAUAUACAUGAAUAGAGGUAAGUGUAGUUAUUGUAGAUGGGUCUAUUAACAGCGUGGUGCUACAAAGUGUAAUGAUAUGUGAUAGAAACUGUUCUUCAGAGACAUUUUAUUUAUUGAAGCUUCCAUAGGUAAUAAAUAUAGUCACAUUACAUUUAUAUACCUACACAUUCAGCAAUAAUUUGGGUUAGGUAAUUUUAUAAGGAUUUUAUUUUAUCCAGUAUUUUAAAAGUUCAUGGUUGGUCGAACGUAUCUCGUAGAAACCAAAGCGACUUAUAAUUUAAGGAAAUAUCUCGAUGAAAUUCGGUAUUAUUUGUUCUGAAUUUAAAAAAUGUGAAUCUGAAAUCUUAUUUAGUUCUAUGAGAUGAAAGUCGACCAAAAACCAUCAACGCGGUGGUGAGAGUUCUAAAAAUGUAGAAAUUUUAAAUGUUACUUUCUUAUUCGUCCAAGUUUUAUUACAAUUUUAUUAAUAAGGCAAAUGAUUUAUUGUAAUUAUAUUGUCGUCAUUACGAUGAGGUGGCACAGCUAGAUAGUGAAAUUCAUUAGGUUUCAACUCGUCAUCGACGUUGUUAGGAAUUCAAUAUUUAGACGUGUAUGUAAUGAAUAAACUUAUUUUAUGGCCUUAUUAAUAAUAAAAUUGUCUUGGAAUAAAUUGUAUUUAUAAUAUUAUAUAACUUUCUUACAAUGUUAAAGUAAUAUAAAUCCGGUAAGGUAAUAUUUUUAUGAGUUUUCUAUUGACAUUGUACCGACCUAUAAAUAUAGGCACUAAACUGUACUGUCUAUAUGUAUGUAAGAUUUUCAUAUGUGAUUAUGUUGGAAUAUGUAUUUUUUUGUCAUGCUUCGAAUCAUUUAUCCAGAAAUAAUGUUGAUAGUACACAAAGUUAAAUAUUACACAAACUUAAUAUAUUUUUUUUACUUGUAUAUUUCAGAUAAUUAUUAUUGUUGAAAAUAUUGUCCUGUUUUAUAUUUUUAGUGAUGAAUUAACUUAUAAAUAUUUCAUGAUUUUAAGUUUACAGUAAGUUUACAAAACAGUCCAUUUAAUUUUAAAUGUCUUGUCCAUUGUCCAAACUAACUUAGGCAUAGUUUCAUAUUUUGGAUGUGUAUUAUACCACAAUCUAAAUUUAAAGCUAUUGUGUAUAUUAUUUCAUUGUCGAUGUGCAAAAUUAUAGUAAAUGUCUUGGAUCUCUAAAAAUAAGAAAAAAAAAAGACAAAAACACUUUACGAAAUUUCUAAAUGUGCAAUAAAUAUGUGUGUUGUAGUGUUACCAUUAGGCGUAAAAUUUUCAACUAUAAAAAUAUAGUUACCGAAUUAUUAUAGAACAAUUUAGUUAUUGUUCUAUUUUUAAUUAUGUAAGUACCUAAUGUGUUUUUUUUAAUAUUACAAUGAUCUCACCGUUAACGGUAACUAUAUUUUUGUGGCUUAUUAAAUGAAUAUUUGGCACUUUAAAAAAAGGCACAUUUCCCCUAUUAUAAUUGAAAAAUGGUUUGAAAACGUGUUGAAAAUGGAUUUGUUGGUAAUUAAUUUCAUAAUGAAAUAUAUUUGUUUUAUUAAUUAAA
This is a messenger RNA of Galleria mellonella (greater wax moth), 9434 nucleotides long. RefSeq names its product oocyte zinc finger protein XlCOF7.1-like. The coding region runs from base 569 to 2983 and encodes 804 amino acids. The record is from RefSeq and is a predicted model, not a curated record. Gene Ontology annotation, biological process: regulation of transcription by RNA polymerase II. Gene Ontology annotation, molecular function: protein binding. NCBI's taxonomy places the organism in Eukaryota, Metazoa, Arthropoda, Insecta, Lepidoptera, Pyralidae. The transcript is spliced from 7 exons. Gene Ontology annotation, cellular component: nucleus.